Molecule: messenger RNA, 232 nt
Organism: Perkinsus marinus ATCC 50983
Lineage: Eukaryota; Perkinsozoa; Perkinsida; Perkinsidae
Exons: 1
Source: RefSeq, a predicted model, not a curated record
AUGGUUGAGGGUGUUACCAACGUAGUUUUCAAGCUGGACCUCACGGUUAUACCUCUUGAAGCAACUACUCCUAUCAAUCGCUCCAAAACUGCAUCAGACAUGACCUUCCACAUCCAGCAGAUCGCGAAGGACACCCUUCGGUUCGAUCGGUCAGGUCCCGUCUGCACAGAGCUUAUCAUCGGUAGUGGUUCUAACUCUAGAACCAUCAAAGCGGUUCUGGAUUCUGGAGCCG